Molecule: messenger RNA, 2546 nt
Organism: Brachypodium distachyon (stiff brome)
Lineage: Eukaryota; Viridiplantae; Streptophyta; Magnoliopsida; Poales; Poaceae
Product: probable leucine-rich repeat receptor-like protein kinase At1g68400
Exons: 1
Coding region: 173-2248 (691 amino acids)
Biological process (GO): protein phosphorylation
Molecular function (GO): protein binding; ATP binding; protein kinase activity
Source: RefSeq, a predicted model, not a curated record
GCACUCCAAUUACACGAGCCGGUAAAGGAGGUCUCAGGGGAAAAAGUAACCGGCAUCGUUGAGCCAAGAAGAACGCCCUCCGUCUCGUCUCCAAUUUGCUACUACUUGCAGCGCAGCACAGCUCCCAGUCGCCAGCAUCCACACACCACAAGCCAAGCGCAGACAAAACACCAUGCUUCCUGCAUUCCUCCUGCUUCUCCUUCUGCUCCCGCCGCUGCUCUCCGUCCACCACGCCAAUGCCGGUUCGCUGGACACCGAUGUGGCCGCGCUCUCCGCCUUCCGCCUCGCCGCCGACAGGUCCAACGCGCUAGCAACCUGGAAUAACCUCUCCUCGAACCCAUGCGCCGGUACUUCUCCGCAGCCAUGGCGCGGGGUCACCUGCGCGGGCGGGCGGGUGACGCGGCUGGUCCUCGAAGGCCUCUCCCUCUCCGGCUCCGGCGCGCUCCCGGCGCUCGCCAACCUCGACGGGCUCCGCGUGCUCAGCCUCAAGGGGAACGCGCUCUCGGGCCCCAUCCCGGACCUGUCCCCGCUCGUGGGGCUCAAGCUGCUCUUCCUCUCCCGCAACGCGCUCUCCGGCCCCGUCCCGCCCGAGCUCGGCAAGCUCUACCGCCUCCUCCGCCUCGACCUCUCCUCCAACAACCUCUCCGGCGCCGUCCCGCCGGAGAUCAACCGCCUCGACCGCCUCCUCACGCUGCGGCUCGACUCCAACCGCCUCUCCGGCCCCGUCGACGCCAUCGCGCUCCCGCGGCUGCAGGACUUCAAUGUCUCGGGUAAUCUGUUUUCUGGGAGAAUUCCGGCCGCCAUGGCGGGGUUCCCGGCCGAGGUUUUCGCCGGGAAUGCCGACCUCUGCGGGGCGCCGCUGGCGCCGUGCAAGGAGGAGGCGGCGUCUUCCUGCCCGCCGGGUGCCGCGGCAGCCAUGGCGGCGACGAAGCCGGCCGCGGAAGGGGGUGGUGGCAAAGGGAAGAUGAGCCGCGCGGCCGUGGUGGCGAUCGUGGCGGGGGACUUCGCCGUGGUCGGGCUCGUCGCCGGGCUGCUGUUCUGCUACUUCUGGCCGCGGCUCUCCGGGCGGCGCAGCGACCGGCGGCACCGGGAAGGGGAGAAGAUCGUGUACUCGUCCAGCCCGUACGGCGCGGCCGGGGUCGUCGCGGCCGCGGCGGCGGGGGCGGCGCCGGAGCGGGGGAAGAUGGUGUUCCUGGACGACCUGUCCGGCAUCGGGCGGCGGUUCGAGCUCGAGGAGCUGCUGCGCGCGUCGGCGGAGAUGCUGGGCAAAGGCGGCUCCGGCACCGCGUACAAGGCCGUGCUCGACGACGGCAGCGUCGUGGCCGUGAAGCGCCUCCGCGACAAUCCAACGCCGGUGGCUGCUUCGUCGUCUUCCUCGUCCUCGAAGAAGGAGUUCGAGCACCACAUGACCGUGCUGGGGCGUCUCCGGCACCCGAACGUGGUGCCGCUCAACGCCUACUACUACGCGCGCGACGAGAAGCUGCUGGUGUACGAGUACAUGCCCAACGGCAGCCUCUUCUCCCUCCUCCACGGCAACCGCGGCGGGCCGGGGCGGACGCCGCUGGACUGGGCGGCGCGCCUCCGGAUCGCGUCCGGCGCGGCUCGCGGCCUGGCAUUCAUCCACCACGGAACCCGCCGCGGCCGCAGCGGCACGGCGGGCAGCAAGCUCGAGGCGCACGGGAACGUCAAGAGCACCAACGUCCUGCUCGACAGGGCCGGCGAGGCGCGGCUGGCGGACUGCGGGCUGGCGCAGCUGGGCUGCUGCUCGGCCAUGUCGGGGUACCGGGCGCCCGAGGCGCCGGCGCCGGCUUCGGCAUCCAGGCCAUGGGCGACGCAGAAGGGGGACGUGUACGCGCUGGGGGUGGUGCUGUUAGAGCUCUUGACGGGACGGUGCCCGGCAAUGGCCGCGGGGGAAGGGGAGGAGGCGCUGCCGCGGUGGGUGCAGUCGGUGGUGAGGGAGGAGUGGACGUCGGAGGUGUUCGAUCUCGAGCUGAUGAAGGACAAAGGGAUCGAGGAGGAGAUGGUGGCCAUGCUGCAGCUUGCGCUGAGCUGCGCCGCCACCGCGCCGGAGCAGCGGCCCAAGGCCGCGUACGUGGUAAAAAUGGUGGACGAGAUCCGCGCGUGCAGGGAGGAGCCUUCUUCAGGGCGGGGGGAGCUCUCGUCGUCGUCGUCCAUGGACGAGUCCUCCGCCGUCUCCGACUCGCCCGCCGUCUCCGAAGGCGGCGGCGGCCCCGCCGUCAGCCAGUGAUGACGACGAUUAGUGUAAAAUUGAAAAUUUGCCUCGUGAGAGUGGAAGGAAGAUGCUUUGGGGAAUUUUGUUUUUUGUUUCUUUUGGACGAUUUUUAGAUGUGGUCCGUUGGAUUGGAUCUGACUGCUCUCUUUUUUUUUUGGCUGAUGAUGUGUUUGUGUACGUACAUGGAUGACGACGGAGAUGAUGAUUAGAAUAGCUGCCGGAUUGUGUGAUGAUCAUUCGUGGUUUGUCUUUUGAGAUCAUUAGGAGUACUACAUUGUUACUGCAUGUUCUACCAAAAAUGUAGGUUUCAUUG